Hirsutella rhossiliensis is the source of this 870-nucleotide messenger RNA. Its product is annotated as NAD dependent epimerase/dehydratase family protein. Bases 1 to 870 code for a protein of 289 amino acids. The record is from RefSeq and is a predicted model, not a curated record. Gene Ontology annotation, cellular component: mitochondrion. Gene Ontology annotation, molecular function: protein-containing complex binding. NCBI's taxonomy places the organism in Eukaryota, Fungi, Ascomycota, Sordariomycetes, Hypocreales, Ophiocordycipitaceae. The transcript has 2 exons.
AUGUCGGCGGCCAAGCGACUGGUCGUCUGCGGCGGCAGCGGCUUCCUGGGCUCUCGAAUCUGCAAAUACGCCGUUGCCCGAGGCUGGGACGUCACUUCCAUCAGCCGCUCGGGACAGCCGAAAUGGGACGCCAUCACGUCCUCUCCCGACCCCCCGUCCUGGUCCCAUAAAGUCUCUUGGGAAAGCGCCGACGUCCUCCGCCCGGCCACGUACGUGCCCCUGCUCAAGCAGGCCAGCUACGUCGUCCAUAGCAUGGGCAUCCUGCUCGAGGCCGACUACAAGGGACUUGUCUCCGGAAAGGAAUCGCCCGUCACGGGCCUGCGCAAAAUGUUCGCCUCAUCGACGGGCAGGGGUGUCAACCCACUCGACAAGAAGACGGGCGAGGACAUCAAGCCCUCGGACCCCAGGCAGCAGUUUUCCUACGAGGUCAUGAAUCGCGAUAGCGCCGUCGCCCUCGCCAAGCACGCUGCCGAGGAGAGGAUCAACGCCUUUUGCUACAUCUCUGCCUGCGGCGGUGCCCCCAUCAUGCCUCCCCGGUACAUCUCGACCAAGAGGGAGGCCGAGAGCGCCAUCGCCACCAACUUCCCCCAAAUGCGCGCCAUCUUCUUCCGACCGCCCUUUAUGUACGAUGCCUCGCGCAAGGUCACCAUGGGAAUGGCCGCCAUGGUUGGCGCGGGCACCAUAUUUAACAACCUGACGGGCAAGUAUCUCAACGACUUCAUGGGCGCCGCGGGAACGAAGCCUCUCAAGGUGGAGCAGGUGGCAGAGGCAGUGGUUGAGGCACUGAGUGAUGAGACGGUCCAAGGCCCCGUCGAGGUUGCUCAGAUUGAAGAUCUAGCUACUAAGGCAUGGCGGAAAACCAUGUUGUGA